This is a messenger RNA of Annulohypoxylon truncatum, 1258 nucleotides long. RefSeq names its product ATP synthase subunit E. Bases 264 to 554 code for a protein of 96 amino acids. Gene Ontology annotation, molecular function: proton transmembrane transporter activity. NCBI's taxonomy places the organism in Eukaryota, Fungi, Ascomycota, Sordariomycetes, Xylariales, Hypoxylaceae. The transcript has 3 exons. Gene Ontology annotation, biological process: proton motive force-driven ATP synthesis. The record is from RefSeq and is a predicted model, not a curated record.
CUAGUCGUGGCAGCCGCCAUAAUAGUAGAUGCAAAUGCUAAAUGCUGGGAAAAAAAUUAAGGAAAUAAAGUCUGCGAAAUUUCCCGACGCUGUCCAUACUUUCGUGACACGCUCUUACUAUCCCACCUCCCAACCUUGAACCACAACCCUCGACCAACUUCCUCCCCUCGGAAUAGGGCCAAUUGGCAACCGAUCGCCAAACCGUGCAUCGCUAAUUGAUUGCUUGCUCUCUCUCAAUAGCGUUCGCGCCAUAAACCGGCCCAAUGUCUACUACUACUUCGGGAGUCAACGUGCUCCGGUACUCGGCUCUUGCCUUGGGUGUUUUCUACGGGUUCACGCACCAGAGAUCAAUCAGCGCAGCGCAAAGGGCCACCGCGGCACAGAAGGAAUAUGAACACAAGCAACACUUAAUAGAGCAAGCCAAGGCCGAAUAUGCAAAGUCUAAGAACCCAGCUCUCCAAACAGCCGAGAAAAGCGCUUUGGACCAAGAUCCUAUGGACCCCAAAUUCGAUCUAGAAGCUUACUUCAACGCCCUUGCGAAGCAAAAUCCCUAGGGAUGUAAUAAUAAUAUUGGAUCAACUACGUGCGGAUUACAAUAGAGUCUGUGGACAGAGAGGGCUGGGUUUGAGCACGAUGCCGAAAGUCGUAUCAAGGCCCGUUCUUCUGACGACGGCUUCGUAGGGCCUGUGUAUAAUUGCGAUGCGGUCCAGAAAAACCACCUCAUAGAUUUCAUUGGGUUUCACGCUGUACAUGUGUACAAUACCAAGACUUAUGCUCACCUAGACAAUUGGGAAGGCCGGAUCUCGCAUGGCAUUCAUGGAACGGCCUUAACGGUUCAGUUCGGUUCCCUUCAGGCCUUUGAGUGAUUUUCUAUCCUUCUCUGUUGAUGUUUAUAUCUCGCAUGUUUCAUUCACAUUUCCGUGCGUAUAAGAUAAUGGUGAACAGAGAAACACCAGGGGAGAAACUCGCAGCAUUUUCAUGAAGUGUCUCAUGAGUGUAGGCUCGCGAGAAGGGUCUUGGAUGAUAGUUAAGACUGGCUAGGCAGGUAAGUGUGUUAGUAUAUUAACGGCUAGGAGGAUAUGUGGACAUCCUAACAAAGCCUAUUUCAGUACUUAAUUCCGUCAAACUACAUUUACAUGUAUAUGGUAUACCCAGUAUCCUUUAGUAGAGGCAUCUAUCUAGCUACAUAAUCGAAGGAGUUCUAAUAUUCUAUAUGUUGCGGUACGUAAUAGCAGUAUAUGGCUCAGUGCUACGGAUU